Molecule: messenger RNA, 969 nt
Organism: Cydia amplana
Lineage: Eukaryota; Metazoa; Arthropoda; Insecta; Lepidoptera; Tortricidae
Gene: Prdm13
Product: zinc finger protein 333
Exons: 3
Coding region: 1-969 (322 amino acids)
Biological process (GO): regulation of gene expression
Cellular component (GO): nucleus
Source: RefSeq, a predicted model, not a curated record
AUGUGGGUGGCGCUGUCAGCGGCACCCGGCGCCGGCGACACAACCUGUCGCCACAACCAUAAAAAUCCCAAAAAGGGCUUUCACGUCUACUAUUUCCUCAAUUUAUUUAAAACUUUAUGCCGUAGAGCUAAGAUAUACGUGGACGUGGACGCGGAAGGCUACUUGGUGCCGGCGGGCGCCCGUGGCACGUGCGGCGCGGCGGCUCUGGCGGCGCGCGCACGGCUCGCGCCCGGGAACGCCGUCCUCGAGCCGGCGGCGGCGGCGGCGUCGGCGCCGGGCGCAUGGCGCGUGGUUAUCUCGGCGGCGGCGGCGCCGCACGCGGAGCUGCUGCUCUGGCCCAGUCAGGAUGUGCUGGCGCGCGCAGGUGUGCCGCAGCUUACGCCGGAUAACAAAUUAGGUCCAGGCGAGUACAGCUGCCACCGCUGCGACGCCCGCUUCGAGGCUCCACACAUCCUACGGGUGCACCUGUUCCUAGCCUGCCGGACACCUUCAGCUCCGCUCUUCCUCUCCGCAUUAAUACACGCCACAACUACACCACUGGAUCUGCGGAGCGCGUUCCGGCCUUACACGACGGUUCCGCCGACGCCGACUCUGGCGCCGGCGGCGCUGGAGGCGCUCGCGACGGCGUGGGGCCGCGGCGCGGGCGGCGGUGCCGGCCACGCCUGCGUGUACUGCGGGAGGCUCUACUCCCGCCGCUACGGUUUGAAGAUCCACCUCCGCACGCACACCGGUUACAAGCCCCUGCGAUGUCCGCACUGCCGGCGCGCGUUCGGCGACCCGAGCAACCUGAACAAGCACGUGAAGCUGCACGGCGCGGGGCGGGGCGGCGGCGCGCACUCGUGCGGCGUGUGCGGCAAGCUGCUCGCGCGGCGCCGCGACCUCGAGCGCCACACGCGCGCCCGGCACCAGCGAGAGCACGCCCCGCCGCUCCCCGACACCCUGACCGAUCAAUUCUUGGCUAUAACGUGA